AUGAGCAGAGCCUGGGCUGUGUUCAAAUCCCACCCGUACCUCAGCAACAUCACGAGCUACACGGCUCUGUUCGCCUCCGCUGACCUCAUUCAGCAAAGCAUGCUGGGAGGCCAGCACGCUGUAGCAAAGGACCCUGAGACAGACGGACUCUCAUCACCUCAGACUGGACCUGCCGCUGCGUCCGGCAUCAACUGGACCCAGACUGCUCAAGUGGCACUGGUUGGGUUCUGUUUCCAUGCCAACUUCAACUACCACUGGCUCAAGGCAUUGGAGAGGAUGUGGCCAGGGGGCGGAGUCAAGCGAGUGACCCUUAAAGUGGUGGUGGAUCAGCUAGUAGCAGCCCCUGCCACCAUCAGCGCAUUCUUCAUAGGACUCAGUGCACUUGAGGGGAAAGAGGAUCCUUUUGAAGACUGGAGAAACAAAUUCUGGACCUCCUAUAAGACUGGAGUGCUCUACUGGUCUACAAUGCAGGCUGUGAAUUUCUCUCUGGUGCCGCCAGUGGCACGCACAGUGUUUGUGGGAGGUGUUGCUCUUACAUGGACAAUUUUUCUUUGUCAUUUUCGGCAGCUUAAAAGUGACUCCGAGCCUAGUUCCUCCUUGUAGGGCUUUUGAAAAGGACACAUAGCACAAGGCAGAGGGACCACA
Molecule: messenger RNA, 645 nt
Organism: Sardina pilchardus (European sardine)
Lineage: Eukaryota; Metazoa; Chordata; Actinopteri; Clupeiformes; Clupeidae
Exons: 4
Coding region: 1-603 (200 amino acids)
Biological process (GO): mitochondrial ribosome assembly; cellular response to reactive oxygen species
Cellular component (GO): mitochondrion; membrane; cytoplasm
Source: RefSeq, a predicted model, not a curated record